AUGCAAAAACGUCAAACACAAACGUUGCACUUCGCACAGAGGACGCUUGCAAACGGGCGAACCGCGCGUGGCGGGCCGGUUGCCCCGGGCGCCACCGAAACACCGGCAGAAAACAAAGCGCGGCCCUGCCAGGAGCAAGGCCGGCUGCCCUCCCGGAGCACGCCCCUCAGCGCGCCGAAGCGAACGAAGCGAAGCCGCCAGAGCUGGGCCGCGGCCGGCUCUCUGCCCGCCCUCCCGCUCCCCUCACCCCGCCGGAGCCCGGGCCUCCCCCUCUCCACCGCCGGGCUCGCCCGCCCUGAGGAGAGGCCGGGCUGCUCGGGGCCGGCCCCUGAGCGGGGAGAGGCAGACCUCUGCCCCAAGAGAGAGGCCGACACCCCCUCGCGCCAACCAGCGCCGCUGCGGGAGCCCCCUCCUCUCCCCGAGCCCCGACCGCCAGCAGGCACAGACCGAAUCUGCCGCCGCGAGACCCAACCGCCGCUUCCGCUUCCCGCCCGUCCCUCUGCCGUGACGUCACUUCCAGCAACAAAUAGCAAACGUCAAGCCUGCCAGACAGGAGACGGGGCGGCAGUGGCCUCCGUGCGUGCCGGUGGGGCCUCCCUGGCUCCCACCGCCGCUCCGCUCCGCGCCGCCGGGGGCUGCUCAGCCCCUUCCCGCCCGGCGAGGCUCACGCACUGA
Molecule: messenger RNA, 675 nt
Organism: Phalacrocorax carbo (great cormorant)
Lineage: Eukaryota; Metazoa; Chordata; Aves; Suliformes; Phalacrocoracidae
Source: RefSeq, a predicted model, not a curated record